AGCUUGUCAUACUCUAUCUAUGCAAUGUCUAUUUAUAAACUUAAAUCAUCAGCAGCUAGAUGUCUUGAUGUGAUUUUGUAUUGCAUGUAACAGAAUGCAGAGCAUUGUUUUUUUGCUUAGUACGACAUUAUGGAGCAACUAGCUAACGUUAGCCAGCCAGCUAAGGCGCUCUAUUGGUAUUUCCUACAGACUGAUCCCCUAGAUGCUAACGAUAGCUCAACGCGUCUAUUGGAGUCAGUGUCUAAAGUCGUGUCUUUAGUCUUUGUUUAAUCCUUGACGUUCCAUUCUAAAACGAGUUACUCAGCUAGAUAGUUAGCUACAGACGUUACGUAGUACGGGUAGUUUAGCUUACCAGCGGACUGAAAAUAAACGUACUUGAUGUUGAGGUUUCUUUCUGUGGUAGCUUACAUUCUGUGGACGGCUAACAUUAGUGAGUUAACGUCAGCUAACUUGCAAAGUGAUCUAGCUAAGGUUAGUCAUUUCAACUGGGGUAAGUUACGACGACGUGACUGGAGAAGGUCAUAGCUCUCACACAGCACAACCUAUCUGUUGCGUUAAAGAAUAAGUUAAGGUUGUGGCUGAGUGAAAGAUGGCGACUGUGAAGGUGGGAAAUGGAGCUGGAGUAACUACUUAUGACGAGAAAGAGGAGGACAAAGUCAGGCCAGAGGACCUGUCUGAGCUGCUGGGUGCAGGCACCAAGGAGAUCCAUGACAAAGCAGAGAACAACCAGUUUGUCAAGGAUUUCCUGAGAGGUCGGCUACGCAAGGAGCUAUUCAAGUUAGGGGCAGUUGCCUUGUAUUUCACCUACACAGCCAUGGAAGAGGAGAUCGAGAAGAACAAAGACCACCCCCACUUUGCUGCACUCUACUUCCCCACUGAGCUGCACCGUCAUGAUGCCUUGGCCCGGGAUCUGGAGUACUUCUAUGGGCCUGACUGGCAGAGCGUGGUCAGCUGCUCCCCAGCCACUCAGCACUACGUGGACCGCAUCCACGAGGUGGGCCAGUCAGACCCGGUCCUGCUGGUGGCCCACUCGUAUACUCGCUACAUGGGCGACCUGUCAGGCGGGCAGGUCCUAAAGAAGGUGGCACAGCGGGCGUUGAAGUUGCCGGCCACAGGGGAGGGGCUGGAGUUCUACACCUUUGAAGGGAUCCACAGUGCAAAGGCCUUCAAACAGCUGUAUCGCAGCCGCAUGAAUGAGCUUGACCUGGAUGCUGCCACCAAGGAGAAGAUUGUGCAGGAGGCUGUCCAUGCCUUCCUCUUUAACAUUGAGGUGUUUGAGGAGCUGGAAGAAAUUGGGAAGACUUUGAAGGAUGAGGUGAUGGAUGCAGGCAUGCCAGUUCACGGAGAAAUGGAUGGAGACAUCAAUAAAUGCCCCUACUAUACUGCUAAAAUGGCGGCCAGUGGUGGAUCAGCAUACGCCUGUCAGAUGGCCAUGUCCGUCCUCCGACACCCCACAGGUCAGGUCCUACUGGCAGCCUGGGUCGCUGCCUUGGCUGGAUUGGCUGCCUGGUACCUCAUGUGAUCCCCAUCUAUACCAAGUGGAAAUGCUGCAGGGAAUAGGCUGAAGAGUGGGAGGGUAGGAAGAGGAGGGGCAGGCAGCUCUGUUCAGUUGACAUCCCCCCCACACCCCUUUUUGGAUGACUUCCUCUCCUCCAUUUCAUACCUUACUCUUCUCUACCUCUUAGUUCCCCAGAGGUCCGUCCUGUGAACUUGCAUCAUCGAGUGUAUGCUAUGCUGUCCUACCACUCCGCCAUUACCUCCCAAUGACCACAUGGAGGGUGUUCACUGCACUCAUGCCACAAUUCACAGUCAGAUGUUAAUGGUGGUGUAGACGGUUAAAAUAUAUAAAUCUCUGGUGGAUAAUGGAUUGUGGUUUUCCCAGCAGAGACAGGUAAAUGGAUUGAAAAUAUUACUGAGGAUGAUGACGGGCACAGUAAUGAGUUGAAAUGAUGACAUUUGCUGUAAUGUAAAUACACACAGUAUGGCGUUUGGCCACUGGCUGUUCUGCAUAGGGCAUGGGCUGAGGUUUUGAUGGUCAAGUUUUCCUUGCAGCCCUUUAUAAGUUUCACAAGUUCAUAUACACAAAUAUAAUAAUAUUUUUAGACAUACAUCAUUUAUCAUCUGCAGCAAGUAGAUGAAAGCAUUAUCCCUGCCCUGCAGAGUUGCAGUAUUUAGUGUCAGUUUCCCACCCAAGUGGGAGCGACGCAACCGUUCCUCACAAGUCAGUUAAGUAACCCCUUUUUUAAUGAAUUGAUGCAAUGUCUGUAAAUUGUUCAAUAACACGUCCAAUCUAUUGACCAAUGGUUGGGUUGGUCGACUGGUUCAUCCUCUUUGCCAUAAUGAUGCCUCAUACAAGGUUAAUGAAACAAAUUACGCAUUGUUGGUUGUUUUCCAGCAUACCUAAAGUUUAGGUUUCUCAGAGGUCAGAUUAAUGCAAGUGUAUAUUGGUAUGCAAUAUGAGCCUUAGGUCUUUAAUGUAAAAUACUGCCAUACAUUACCUAGUUAAGUAAUCGUUAGGUGAUCAUCCAAUAGUCUUGGCCGGCAAAGGUUGCACAGACACCUGGCAUGUAUGUCUUAAGCCAAUCUGCUCCUGUAUUGAUAGCAUCAUUUCUACUCACAUGUUAAGGCCAUGGUUGGCUUUUUUGGUCUUUACUCUAUAUUACGCUAUUAAUAUACUGUAUGUGGGAGCUUGGCCUUGGCAAUAACUUGCCAGAAUGAGUAUGUGAAAGAUUUUGAAGGUGUAGCACUAGCUUCUUAAAAUAAUAGCUGCCAUGUGUUAUGGCAUUAGUGAGAAUAUUUUAAAUGCAAAUUAAGAUACAAUUCUUGUUUCUUGGACUUCAAAACCUUAAGUUAAGCUGCUAAACGGCACGAGUUAAAAGGUGUUUUUGUCCCUCACAGCAUUUCAUUAUUUUUUCAAGGGUUCAAAGCCUUGGUAUUGAAACCAUGUUGUGUACAAGACUUAUUUAAAUGCUGGAGGCACAUUACAGAAUCUCGGGAACAGUGUGAAGCGUAAAAGGGAGGACAGAGUCCAUGAAUUCCAUUAGUAUUAAAUUAAGCAAUUUGUCAAAGACUGAAAAAUGCUUGUCACGCUCGGCUUCAUCUCAACUGUGACUUGUGAAGAAACCUUUUCUUUUGCCUGACAAGCCAACAAGUCAUACAAGUAGAUCUAACCACAUUCCCCAGUGUCAUUUUCAGACUUUUAUUUUGCUUUUGAAUUGAUUCAUAACAUUUAGUCAGAUUGAAACAUAUUACAUAUGUCUUACUGUAUGUGUGCCUGCUGUUGAGGCUGCUGUUCAAUAAUCUCCUGAUCCAUCCACGUUGUGAAAUCUAGCAUCAUUAAGUGACAACCUAAAGUUAAUGCCAGUUUCAUGGUAGCUAACAGAAGUAUACUUGUGAAAUAAACUGUGUUAAGAGUG
Molecule: messenger RNA, 3416 nt
Organism: Clupea harengus (Atlantic herring)
Lineage: Eukaryota; Metazoa; Chordata; Actinopteri; Clupeiformes; Clupeidae
Gene: hmox2b
Product: heme oxygenase 2b
Biological process (GO): heme oxidation; heme catabolic process; response to oxidative stress
Molecular function (GO): heme oxygenase (decyclizing) activity; heme binding
Source: RefSeq, a predicted model, not a curated record